Molecule: messenger RNA, 1413 nt
Organism: Nezara viridula (southern green stink bug)
Lineage: Eukaryota; Metazoa; Arthropoda; Insecta; Hemiptera; Pentatomidae
Source: the annotation of a GenBank genome assembly
GUUUUGAUUUUUAAAGUUAAUUCUUUUCCAUGAACACAUGUAAAAUUCAAUGAUAGUGUUUAUUCAAAAAAAUCUAUUAAGUUAGUAAGUUUGAAUUUCAUGUCAUUUUUGAAGUUAUUCCAACUUUUCUGAGAAAUGAACAGUUUUCUUAGUGUUGCUCCAUUAAUCUUGAAGAAUUGUUGUCUAUAAUACGAGACAGAAAUUUAGUGAUAACUAUUCCAGCAUGCAGAACUCAUUAUUAAAUAGAUGCUGAGGUCUCAUUAAAAACAAUUUGUAAGGUUAUCUUGGUUGCUGUUUUAAAAAUAUGGAUGAGAAUGAAAAGAGUGAAAAUAUCGUUCAUAGAAGGAACGUCACACGAAGCAAUGGAGGUGACUUGUCCGGAACUGAGGAUAAACCAGCUUCUGCUGAAGAAGAAGUCCAGGAUGAGGAUAAUAGCAAGAGAAGACUAACGUUGAUGGAAGAAGUGUUCCUGCUAGGACUCAAGGACAAAGAGGGCUAUACUUCAUUUUGGAACGGUUCUCUCUGCUUUGGACUCAGAGGUUGUAUUUUAGUUGAGCUAAGUAUUCGUGGAAGGAUCAAGUUAGAAGAAGCUGGAGUAAAGAGGAAAUCACUCCUUCGUCGGAAAGUUUUGAUCGUGAACAGCACACCAACCGGCGAAUGUCUUCUAGACGAGGCGUUGAAACACAUCAGGCAGACACAGCCACCGGAGAAUGUAGGCUCCUGGAUAGCUUACCUCAGCGGCGACUCCUGGAACCUGAUGAAGCGAAGAUACCACAUGAGGUACGUUCGAGAAAGAAUAGCCAAGGGUCUGGUUGAGAAGGGUGUCCUUUCUACAGAGAAGAUGAACUUCUUUGUAUUUGACGUAACUACACAUCCCCUACUGGACUCGGAUACCAAGCUUCAGAUAGUCAAAAAGGUUCAAGAUGGACUCCUCUCGAGGUGGACUGGUGAUCUUUCGAGAAUGGAUAAAAGACAACUUGCGCUACUAUUACUCGCUCAAGUGUCAGAAGUCAUAGAGAACGCCUUUGAUUCCCUCAACUCUGAUGAUUUUGUUUCUGCUAACAAAAGGGUCAGUGAGCUUGCUAAUUUGGACUUGGAAAACGAGGCUGCUAAAGAAAAUUCGUUAGAUAUUGUGUGGGCUGUGGUUGAUUAUCUUUCCAGUGUGGAUUCUGAGAAAUAAGCUAGAAAGAUUCUAAAUGCGCUACUGCUUCUCUGGCGAUGUACCACUGGAAUCGCUAAUAGAAAACGUUCUUAAGUGUUUACUGGCAGGUGAUCAUUGAAUGAAAGUGCAUAAAUUAUCAAGCGGAACGAUCCAAAGUUUCAAAAGAAAACUAAAAUGAAUUUUGUUGGAAGAAAUAAACGCCUAAAAACGUUCAAGUUGCAAUUGAAUUAUAUUUAUUAAAAUAUAGAUAA